GACACGCGAGAUAAAGAAACCGACGGAGAAUCAUAAUUUUGUGCACCUGAAUUGAAUUUUUGGAAACGAACGGACAACCUGCCGCGAAUAUUCUUUACAAUAUUGAUUUGCAUGCGCAAUAUUUUAACUUGGUUAUUAAGUGCGGCGUAAAAUUUGGUAUAAUCUUCAUGACAAUGCUGUCACGCUCGGAAAUUAACUUCCCUGGUUAAUCCAGAUUGGCCUUGAGUUAAUUUUCAAUGAUCCAGAGCAAAUCCCUAUUUUUUAAAAAUAUUAUUGGACUGGAUUGUGGAAGACAGUAUUAAUAAAAUGUUCUUUAGUCGCAUCCAGAUGCGCAACACCUUUAACUAUGUGCGACAGUACUGGAAGAUUGUAGCAUUUAUAUCCGUACCUCUGCUAUGCUUGAUAUUACCUCUGGUAACAUGGCCAACCGAGAGCGGCAAGGGAGCUUAUAUUCUUCUGGUCACUUCAAUUUUUCUGGUCUUCGAAAUACUACCGCUUCCAUUGACCAUCCUGUUUUCUAUUUUUCUCAUGCCAAUGAUCGGCGUGCAAACAGUUCCGGAAAUAUCUCGCUCUUUUACCAAUGAUACCUAUUUUUUGUUUAUCUCCGUGCUUGUAAUGGCAAUAUCCAUUGAAACGACAAACACGCAACGAAUUGCCCUUUUGACCCUUCGACGCAUUGGAGUAAGCCCGUCCAGGCUGAUUCUUGGCUUUGCGGUAAUAAGUGGAGGAUUAUCAAUGUGGAUGGCUAACACAGCGGUAACGGUGAUGAUUCUACCAAUCGCAAUGGCCGUUUCCGGAACGCUGACUAGUCCGGUGACCAAGGAAGACACUCAAUCACUCGAUGCGGAAACUAUACCAACGCCCGCCAGCAACAGCGAGGUCUCUCAGAAUGGUGAUGCAUCUAUGGAUCCCUUAAUGAACAAACGCGAGUCCACUUUGGUAGAGGUAGCAGAAAGCGUUUCCGGCAAACCUCCGGAUCAGGAUUUCUCCAAAGCUUUGCAGCUAUGUGUGGCCUUCUGCGCUAAUAUCGGUGGAGUGGCUACACUGAUCGGAUCGCAUCCGAAUAUUCUUUUCCGAAUGACUUUAGAAAAGUACUAUGGAACGGAAACCGGCUUGAAUUUCCUGACUUAUUUUCUAAUUUGUGGUCCUGUCGCUGUUGGGGCGUUAAUCCUAACCUGGAUUGCUUUAUGCUUACUCUUUGUACCGGGAUGGUUAAAAAGUGCAAACUAUCAGGCCUCUCCCGAGCAGCAUAAAGCAAUGAGGAAGAGAACGCGCGCUAUUCUAGAUCACAAACUCAAAGAACUGGGCCCCAUUCGACACGAGGAAGUCUCUGUGUUGAUACUAUUUGCCGUUUUAUUGGUGUUAUGGUUAACGCGCAAUCCUCAGUUCGUUCCCGGUUGGGCGGCGCUUUUUAAGCAAGGUUAUGCGACGGAUUCGGUCCCGGCACUCUUAGCCUGUGUGCUGCUUUUUGUGCUGCCGGCUGAUUAUAAAGACUUAAAGAAAGGGAAAUACCGGCCGUUGCUGACUUGGAAACAAGCUCAAGCCAAGCUUCCAUGGGAUUUGCUGAUGUUUGCCGGCGGUGUCGCAGCCGUAACACAUGUGGCCGAGGUGUCAGGUUUGAUACGAUCGAUAGGAAGCUUAAUUCCUGAUCUGCAUGGAAUAUCGCCUUGGAUUGUCGUAACCGUCAUCUGCGUUUUGGCCUCCUUUUUGACAGAGUUUACAAACAACUCCGUCAUAUGUGCGAUUUUUGUUCCCGUGCUGGCAAAUGUGGCCGAGGAUUCUGGAGUCAAUCCGAUUUAUUAUAUGCUGGCGGCCACGAUGGCCAGCAUGUUUUCAUUCAUGAUACCCAUUUGCUCCUUUCCCACUAUUAUCGUGUAUGGCUAUGGAACAGUUACGAUGUGGGACAUGUUUAGAGCUGGAGUUGGACCAAAGAUUGCUUGUAUCAUAUUUCUGGUUAUCAGUCUUGAACUAUUUGGAUCGUUAAUAUUUGAUGGCAAGAAUCUUCCUUUAUGGGCGCAGACUCGAUUAGCCGCCCGUCAUAACAUCUCCAGCGUUCUAGCUAUGACUAACAAUACCGUCUCAUAAGGUUCUGUCCAAUUACGGUACGUUGUUUGUAUAUCAGUGUAAACGGAUGCUAUUUUUCACACGGCAGUUAUAAACUUCAGCUUUUAAAAUAAGCAAAUUAAUGAACUCCAAGUAGCUUU
This is a messenger RNA of Paramacrobiotus metropolitanus, 2204 nucleotides long. Its product is annotated as Na(+)/dicarboxylate cotransporter 3-like. Gene Ontology annotation, biological process: monoatomic anion transmembrane transport. Gene Ontology annotation, molecular function: transmembrane transporter activity. Gene Ontology annotation, cellular component: membrane. The record is from RefSeq and is a predicted model, not a curated record. NCBI's taxonomy places the organism in Eukaryota, Metazoa, Tardigrada, Eutardigrada, Parachela, Macrobiotidae.